Condylostylus longicornis is the source of this 798-nucleotide messenger RNA. RefSeq lists its product as uncharacterized. NCBI's taxonomy places the organism in Eukaryota, Metazoa, Arthropoda, Insecta, Diptera, Dolichopodidae. The transcript is spliced from 3 exons. The record is from RefSeq and is a predicted model, not a curated record. The coding region runs from base 1 to 798 and encodes 265 amino acids.
AUGUCCGGAAAAGCUCUUGAUAAUCUCAUUAAUGACUGUAAGAAUAAUGAAUCAAGUGUCUUAUGUCAUGGUUCACGUUUAAUACGUAGUGUUGUAAAAUCAUUUCGAGAUAAUAAUACACCAUUACAGAUUAUACCAGGAUUAGAAAUUAUAUAUGUUGAACCUAAACCAUCACAUAAUAUUGUUAAGAAAACAACAACAUUUGAUGGAAGAUCAAAUUCAAUUGAUGAUAAUAAUAUUAGUAAUAAUAAUAAUAAUGAUGAUGGUGUCACAGAUGAUAAUAGUGUUUUUGGUAAAAUUAAUAAAUAUUUAAGAAGUCAUGAAUUAAAAGUUAAAUUUGCCGAUUUAAUUGAAAAAAAUGAUUUUAAAGAAACAUUUAUUGGUUUCUUAAAAAAUUUUGAUGAAGGAAAAGAAAUUAGUGAGGCAAGAAAGAAAGAUAAAGGAAUGGGUGCUGUUAUGAUUAUGGGAUUAAUGAUGGCUAAAAUGAUGGCAGCACUUGGUUUAGGCGGUAUUGGUGCUUUAGCAAUGAAAGCAUUAGGUGUUUCAAUGAUGGCAUUAAUGUUAGCUGGCAUUAUUGGAUUGAAAAGUUUAACUCAUGGAGGACAUGAGGAAAGUGGUCAUCAUGUUCAAUAUAUUACAGCACAUGAAGGACAUCAUAGACGUAGAAGAAAUCUUAAUCAUCAUAUUUUAGAGCAUCAAACACCAUCAGAAAUACCGUUACCAUAUCGAGGUUGGUAUAAUACCAAAGAAGAAAAAGUCGAAAAUACAGAUUUUCUUACAUCAAAGACAAGAAGAUAA